GCUUCAAGCGUUGGAAUGAAUUUGAUAAAUCUACACGACUUCAGAUCUGUCAAACUUAAACAGAAUUAAAAUUUGUGCUUUAAAAACUAAGGAAAGUUAAAAUAUUAUCAUGAUGUCAAACCAGCACAGAGAUGGAGUGUCCAUUAAUCUGGGAUUUGCUCAAGACUCUGACUAUAACUCUUACAGAGGCCAAUCAUGGACAAGGUCAUGGAGAAGAUUAUCAAGUUUACAGAGAACAGUGAUUGUCCUUCUUAUAUGUAUGGCAGCUCUAUGUUUUAUCUACUUCCAUCCAACCUUCCAGUCCAACAGUAAGAAAUCAACUAGAAUGAUCCCUGUAAACAUGCCACCAGAUAAUCCAGCAGACAAACUACCACAGGAAGUUGUGAAAGAAAUGGAAAUUGAGAAAAAGAAGAAACUCGAAGAUUUGAAAGAAAAAGCACAGAAACAACUUGACAAUAUUAUGGACAAUGUGAAGACUAGGGAUGAUGCUGACAAGGUUGUUGAUGCACCUGCAGAAAAAAAUAAUGAUAAACUACAGGAAGAAAAAGAACAAGAGAAGGAAGAAGUAGAAGUUAUGAAGCCAUCUUUAGAAUACGACUUCUUUGAUCCUAACAGAAAGCAUAAUGCUCAACAGAAGGCUAUAAUUGAAGCGUUCAAGGAAUGUUGGUCAGCUUAUAAGAAGUAUGCAUGGGGGCAUGAUGAGUUCCACCCUGUGUCCAAGCGCCAUUCCGAGUGGUUUGGUGUUGGACUCACAAUUGUAGAUAAUAUAGACACAACCAUCAUAAUGGGUCUAGAAGAAGAAUAUGAAGAAGCGAGACAGUUUGCAGCAAAUGGUUUAUCAUUUGAUAAAGACAAGGACGUAAACUUGUUUGAGAUUACAAUCCGUGUUCUUGGAGGGUUACUGAGUGCAUAUCACCUCACUGGAGACGUUGUCUUCAAGACAAAAGCUAAGGAUUUAGGGGACAGACUGCUGCCAUGUUUUAACUCUCCAUCUCGUGUACCGUACUCGGAUGUGAACCUACGUACAGGUAACGCCCAUGCACCAAGAUGGGGGCCAGAUAGCAGUACAUCUGAAGUCACUACCAUACAGAUAGAGUUCAGGGAUCUCUCAAAAGUCACUGGAGAUGCAAAAUACAAGGAAGCGGUAGAUGAGGUAUAUCAACAUGUACAUGAUGAGCCAAAGAAAGAUGGCCUUGUUCCUAUCUUCAUUAAUGCACAAAGUGGCAAGUUACGUAACUCGGGAACCAUCAGUGUUGGGGCUAGAGGAGAUAGUUACUAUGAAUACCUACUCAAACAGUGGUUACAGACAGGCAAAACUGAAAUGAAAUACAAGGAUGAUUAUGUACAAGCUGUUGAGGGCAUGAAAACACAUCUAGUCAGAAAAUCUGAGCCGUCUAAGUUGACAUAUAUUGGUGAACUGUUGAGUGGGAGAAAUUUUAGUCCAAAGAUGGAUCAUCUAGUGUGUUUUAUGGGUGGUACACUUGCCUUGGGACACUUGAAUGGGCUACCAGAUGAUCAUUUAGACCUUGGAAAGGCACUCACAAGUACAUGUUACCAGAUGUAUGCCAGAAUGCCCACACAUCUAAGCCCUGAGAUUGUAUAUUUCAAUCAAGCACAAGGUGCUCCUGAAGAUUUAAUAGUGAAGCCUCUAGAUGCUCACAACCUGCUGAGACCAGAAACAGUGGAAAGCUUGUUCUACUUGUACAGGAUCACCAAAAAUGAACAAUAUAGAGAGUGGGGAUGGAAGAUAUUUCAAGCAUUUAAGAAACAUGCUAGAAUUGAGGGAUUAGGAUACUCUUCUAUAAACAACGUAAAAAAUGCAGGAAACCCCAGUUUUAGAGACAAAUUAGAAAGUUUCUUUCUUGCAGAAACAUUGAAAUAUUUAUAUUUAUUAUUUAGUGAUGAUGCAGAUUUAUUGCCCCUUGAUGAGUAUGUGUUUAAUACAGAGGGACAUCCUUUACCUAUCUAUAAAUCUGUAUAGUGAAGUUAGUGUAGACAGAUACUGUGAUAUUCCUUUUGUCCCCAGAGAAAGAUUGUGCAUUUAAUUUUGAACAAAGCUGUAUGAGUGUUAAUGUUGGGGUUUUCAACAAACCAGUCGUUCCAUAAAGACAAUGUCUGUCUUAUUCCUAUCUUAUCAGUGACCAUAUAUAAUGCAAAGACAACCUUUUAUUAAGGGCUAAAAGAAUUGAUUUGAAACUCCUCAAGAUGUUUUAUCAGUGGUGUGAAGUGCUGGCCUAUAUUCAAGCAAGACAGUUUAACUGCAGUUUCAUGUGCUGGCCUUUGCCUGUGCAAGGCAAUUUAAUUGCUGUUUGAAGUGCUGGCCAGAUCAAAGGCAAGACAAUUUAAUUAAAAUCUGAAGUGCUGACCUGUUUUUCAGGCAAUCAGUUUGAAGUGCUGGCCUGUUCUCAGGCAAAACAGUUUGAAAUGCUUGCCUCUUCUCAGGCAAGACAGUUUCAUUGCAGUUGGAAGUUGUGGCCUGUUAAUUGCAGUUUGAAAUGUGGCUUGUUCUCAGGCAAGACAGUUUUAUUGCAAUGUGAAGUGUUUGUCGAUUUCCAGACAAGACAGUUGAAUUGCAAUCUGAAGUGCUGGCCUGUACUUGAGCAAAACAUUAUGAUUAUAAGGUGAAGUGCUGGCCUCUACCCGAGGGCAGUAGUGCUGUAUCCAGAAAGUUAUAAUCAGUUUUAUCAUUUAAACUGUCUGUGGUAACUAGCUCAAAGAUUGGCCUAAACCUUAAAUAAAUUUAUUAUUGUUAUACCCUGCAGUACAAAGUAUAUAGGGGGUAUAUAGGAAUGAUGAACAUCCCUUGAUUUGUUUAUCCGUAAUUCCUUUCCAGAAGCAUGUUUCUGAAAUCAUGUUACAGAUUUUAAAAUAACAAAUUAUUACCAUGAUACAGUAUCAUAGAUGACCCAGUAAAUAGGUCAAAGGUCAGGGUUACACAUGAGUUCAAAGUUCUAAUAGCCUUUUGCUCACCUGUAGUAUAGGUGGAUGGUCUGGCAUCGUCCUUUUUUUCGAAAUUUGCACAAACAUACCUGAAACUACUGGUCACAAUUACACAAUAAUUUGUAACAUACUGGCAAGGACAUUUGUUCAAAUGGAGAAACUUUUUUUCUUCAUUGGAACCAUGUUUAAGGCAGGUUUAUUGCAUGAAUACAUCAUCAUUGACAUGUACACACAUUUAUACAGUAUUCAAAACAUUACAGAAAAUUACUUAAUAUAAAUGUAUAUAUGAAGUUAUUUCAUUAUUGUAUACAACUUUCAGUUGCAAUUAAGGUAGUUCUGAAUGUUUGAUAAAUCGCAAGUAAUAAUGAAAUGUCAUUUAUCCAGAUAACAGAAUAAGGGCUGGACACGUUAUACAGAAAUGAAAAGGGUUUUAUGAAUUAAUGUCAGUCCAUGAAACAAUUUAGUGAAAUGGCAAAAUUCAUGAUUCAGUAUGUCGUACAUAUCUUCAAGGUCAAAUAGCAAAUUUCAGGUGAGCAACUUUAGGGCCACUGUGUCCUUGUAUUUUAAACUAAUAGAUUUUAAAGUCACUAUAGGUAGAUAUUAACUAUCAUAAUAAUGCGAGAAUCGUGCAUAACUCAGGUCACUGGGUCCAAGGUCAAGAGUACUCUUGGAAGUCAAAGGUCAAUCAGCUUUAUCUUGUGCCCAGUUCAUAUCAUAUUUAUAGCUGGAAGGAUGUUCAUAAACAUGCAUCAGUUCUUUACCUCAUCAAGUUGAUAUACAAGGUGAACACUAAGGUCCAGAGUCAGUGUCACCCUUGGGAUUUAAAAAGUCCUGAUCACAACAAUUUACCUUCCCUGUAUCAAAAUAGUGCAUGGAGGUAUUAAUCACCUUCAGUGAUAGUUCUAGUUAUUUUUAGCUCACCUCAGCAAUGCUUAGGUGAGUUUUUGUGAUCGCUCGAUGUCCAGCGUCUGUCUGUCGUCUGUCAACAUUUAGCUUGUGUAUGUGAUAGAGACUGUAUUUUUCAACUGAUCUUAAUGAAACUUGGUCAGAAUGAUUACCUUGAUGAAAUCUAGGCCGAGUUCGAAAAUGGGUCAUCUGGGGUCAAAAACUAGGUCAUUAGGUCAAAUCAAAGAAAAACCUUGUGUAUGCGAUAGAGGCUGUAUUUUUCAAUUAAUCUUCAUGAAUUUUGGUCAGAAUGAUUACCUUGAUGAAAUCUAGGCCAAGUUCGAAUAUGGGUCAUCUGGGAUCAAAAACUAGGUCACUAGGUCAAAUCAAAGGAAAAGCUUGUAUAUGCGAUAGAGGCUGUAUUUUUCAAUUGAUCUUCCUGAAAUUAAGUCAAAAUGAUAACCUUAAUGAAAUCUAGGUCGAAUUUGAAAAGGGUCAUCUUGGGUCAAAAAGUAGGUCACUAGGUCAAAUCAAAGAAAAACCUUGUGUAUGUGAUAGAGGCUGUAUUUUUCAAUUGAUCUUCAUGAAAUUUGGUCAGAAUGAUAGCCUUGAUGAAAUCUAGGUCAAGUUCGAAAAUGGGUCAUCUGGCUUCAAAAACUAGGUCACUAGGUCAAAUCAAAGAAAAACUUUGUGUAUGCGAUAGAGGCUGUAUUUUUCAAUUAAGCUUCAUGAAUUUUGGUCAGAAUGAUUAUCUUCAUGAAAUCUAGGCCAAGUUUAAAUAUGGGUCGUCUGUGGUCAAAAACUAGGUCACUAGGUCAGAUAAAAGAAAAACCUUGUGUAUGCGAUAGAGGCUGUAUUUUUCAAUUAAUCUUCAUGAAUUUUGGUCAGAAUGAUUACCUUGAUGAAAUCUAGGCUGAGUUUGAAAAUGGGUCAUCUGGGGUCAAAAACUAGGUCACUAGGUCAAAUCAAAGAAAAACCUUGUGUAUGCGAUAGAGGCUGUAUUUUUCAAUUAAUCUUCAUGAGUUUUGGUCAGAAUGAUUGCCUUGAUGAAAUCUAGGUCAAGUUCGAAUAUGGGUCAUCUGGGAUCAAAAACUAGGUCACUAGGUCAAAUCAAAGGAAAAGCUUGUAUAUGCGAUAGAGGCUGUAUUUUUCAAUUGAUCUUCCUGAAAUUAAGUCAAAAUGAUAACCUUAAUGAAAUCUAGGUCGAAUUUGAAAAGGGUCAUCUUGGGUCAAAAAGUAGGUCACUAGGUCAAAUCAAAGAAAAACCUUGUGUAUGCGAUAGAGGCUGUAUUUUUCAAUUGAUCUUCAUGAAAUUUGGUCAGAAUGAUAGCCUUGAUGAAAUCUAGGUCAAGUUCGAAUAUGGGUCAUCUUGGGUCAAAAACUAGGUCACUAGGUAAAAUCAAAGAAAAUACUUACUUAUACUCUAGAUUUUUGCUCCAAUUUUAAUGAUAAUUGGUCAGAAUAUUUUUUUCCAUGAAAUCACUAGGUCAAACAUGUUUACUCUGUUUAAUAUGUUGUGUUAUGGUGUGUUUCUCAGGUGAGGGACCUAGGGCCAUCUUGGCCCUCUUGUUAUUGUUGUUAUUAUUGAAUGUUUUAUGUUGCCACUUAGUGUGGUUUUUGUAACAAUUGACAUAUCCUGUCAAUGUAUUUAUUGUUCCUGAAACAGCAACUCAUAGACUUUUGUUUCAAGGAAUUCGUAGUAUAAUUAUGUUUUUGUAUGUAUUAGUGUUGUAGCAACAUUAACAGCAUUACCGGAAUGUAUCAGAGUUACCUUCCCAUCUUUCUAUCAUUUAUUUUGCUUCUUUGUAUACUUUUCAUAAUCAUGGUGAUAUUCACAUUUCAAACAUUAGCAUCCUUUGAAUAUAAUGAGUAGGUCAGAAAAAAGAAAAAAAAAUUUAAAAGGUUUUUAAUGACAUGUGCAA
This is a messenger RNA of Mercenaria mercenaria, 5747 nucleotides long. Its product is annotated as endoplasmic reticulum mannosyl-oligosaccharide 1,2-alpha-mannosidase-like. Gene Ontology annotation, cellular component: endoplasmic reticulum; membrane. Gene Ontology annotation, biological process: carbohydrate metabolic process; N-glycan processing. The coding region runs from base 110 to 1981 and encodes 623 amino acids. The transcript has 11 exons. Gene Ontology annotation, molecular function: mannosyl-oligosaccharide 1,2-alpha-mannosidase activity; calcium ion binding. The record is from RefSeq and is a predicted model, not a curated record. Lineage: Eukaryota; Metazoa; Mollusca; Bivalvia; Venerida; Veneridae.